Molecule: messenger RNA, 875 nt
Organism: Eriocheir sinensis (Chinese mitten crab)
Lineage: Eukaryota; Metazoa; Arthropoda; Malacostraca; Decapoda; Varunidae
Product: beta-1,4-galactosyltransferase 3-like
Exons: 6
Coding region: 1-873 (290 amino acids)
Biological process (GO): carbohydrate metabolic process; glycosphingolipid biosynthetic process
Molecular function (GO): N-acetyl-beta-glucosaminyl-derivative 4-beta-N-acetylgalactosaminyltransferase activity
Source: RefSeq, a predicted model, not a curated record
AUGAACAUGCAGCAAGUGAAGCUGGCUGCUCACAGGUGGAGUGAGGGACACCCAAUCGGGCGGCUUGUGGUGGAGGAGAUGGUGACAGUUGAGGAAGCGGAGAGGAGGUUGAAGGGGGUUGAGGAGGGGGGCUUCUGGGCGCCUAUGUCCUGCGAGGCGAGGUGGAGGGUGGCUGUUAUUGUGCCCUACCGCGACAGAGCUGAACAGCUGGGUGCGUUCCUCAACCACAUGCACCCCUUCCUCCAGCGCCAGCAGCUCAACUAUUCCAUAUACAUCGUUGAGCAAGCCGGCACCGAUCUCUUCAACCGGGCCCGCCUGCUCAACGUGGGGUUCCUGAAGGCGCGUCAGGAGGGCCCAUGGGACUGCUACGCCUUUCACGACAUCGACAUGCUGCCACUCAACGAUUACCACCUCUACCACUGCUCGCCACAGCCCCGCCACCUCGCCGUCAGCCCCUCCAGCCACAAUUACAAGUCCGCCCACCACAUGCCCUACGACAAGUACUUCGGCGGGGCGUGCCUGAUGACGGAGGGGCACCUUAGGAGGGUCAACGGCUGGAGCAACGCCUAUUGGGGCUGGGGGGGCGAGGAUGAUGACAUGUGGCGGCGGAUAAGGCUCACCGAUAUGUCAGUGUGGCGCUACCCGGCUCACUUUGCCUCCUACAAGAUGAUCACCCACAAGCCGCAGACCAUCAACCCGGAGAGGUACAAGGUGCUGGAACGGAACACGGGUCGAUACGUACAAGACGGGCUCAGCAACCUCAACUACACGAUCAUGAAGACGCAGAGGCGGCCGCUGUACACACACAUACUGGCCGAUAUAGGGACCAGUGUGGCUCCGGCGGGGAAGAACAAGAGCAAGGGUGGGAGAUGAUG